AUGCGAGAAAUCUCGAUACUUUGGAAAGCCAUUUUGAAUUUGAGAUAUGGAUCGCAAUCAUUAUUCGAGCAAGCACUAGAAGAGGUGGGUCUCUCGCAUUUGGAGUCACAGACUUUCGAACCCCUAGCCCGCUUUCGUAAUGCGCAGGAGUUAACGGCCUCCAAAUAUGGAGCAGACACGCGGAUCCCCCCGCGUUCUCAACACGAACCAGUAUACUCUUUCCUAAAAGACAUCCAGCCAGUGACUGCCGAAGAUGGGAUUGCUCAUUGCAGAAUCCUCAAAGCUGUAGAGCAAAUGCAGCGUAACACGGAAGAAUGUCAGGCAGAGCUGGGCUGUCGAAAACAAGAUUACGUCAGGGAUCUGGCAACAGUCCGGCAAGGAUUGGCAGCUGGCCGCAAAUCAACGUCGAUUGCAGAUUGGCAGGGAGAGCGAGUAGAAGAGGCUUAUUGA
This is a messenger RNA of Letharia columbiana, 450 nucleotides long. RefSeq lists its product as uncharacterized. The record is from RefSeq and is a predicted model, not a curated record. NCBI's taxonomy places the organism in Eukaryota, Fungi, Ascomycota, Lecanoromycetes, Lecanorales, Parmeliaceae. The transcript has a single exon. The coding region runs from base 1 to 450 and encodes 149 amino acids.